Molecule: messenger RNA, 1087 nt
Organism: Lingula anatina
Lineage: Eukaryota; Metazoa; Brachiopoda; Lingulata; Lingulida; Lingulidae
Source: RefSeq, a predicted model, not a curated record
UUUACAAGAGUGAAGAGGAGAAAACGUGAGAGGAGUCGAAGUUCCCUGCCAAGGGCAAACAUUUUGCGGCAUGGACAAAUUCAACAAAGGAAAGGAGAUGCUAGGUGAUGUAACGGCUAAGGUAACAGAAAAAGGCACAAAAGUCUAUGAAAAAUUGACUGGACCAGAAGGAGAGCAGGCUGCCUCUAGGAUAAAGCAGUCUGCGGGAAAACUUGGACAACAAACUUAUGCAUUUGGUGCAAAAAUUAGUGGUAUUCUUUCUCCGUAUAUUAACACAAAAAGCGACCAGGGCAAACUGAGACUGGGAUAUACUGUUAUUGCACUUUUUAUUGGAUACCAAAUUUUUAAGCAAAUGAAGAAAAGAAGCAAAACAGUUGUUGAAGACAAAAAAGAACAAGAGAAGUUGGCAUGGGCUGUACAGGUUAUAUCACAGCAUGAAAGGAAACUAGCAAUAGACCAACAGGCCUCACUAAAGCAGCUACAAGAAAAAAAAUAACUGUUCUUAAAUUAGUUCAAUUUGGAAGAUGUUUCAAGACAUUUAAUUUAAGCUGUUCCUUUGUUACUGUAUACGUAUGACAGUUAUAAUCCUUAUAUUACAUGUCUUGCCAUGGGUAUCUCUCUUUUUCACAGUCAUUGGAGUGAAUUUUUUUUUAAAUGGCACAUUUGGGAAUAUGGUCACAGUUCACUAAUUUUUCAGAUUCAAUUUUGUUGGGAAAUGGGUGUGUGGCAACACGGUACCAAAAGCAAGUCUUUUCACAGUGAACAGUCCAGCUGUCAUUUGGAGAGCUGUCAGCAUCACUGGGCAGCCAGUGUCUUAAAGAUUAUGAUUUAUUUAUUUAUUUAUUUAUUUAUUUAUUUAUUUUUGAAAAUGAUGGCUUAUCAUUUUGGAAUUGUGGUUUAAAGUAGGUGCAUAUGAAUUAUAAAAAUAUUGUUUACACUUUAUCUGACUUUCGUAUCACUUGAAAUUAAUGAGACAACUGCUAUUUGUACACAGUCAAGUAAAGGUCUGUUGUGUCAGAAAAAUGAUGGGUUUGGUGUCUCAGACAUUGUCUUCCAAACAAUAAACUUUUUGUUUAUUGCUCUUUAA